Thamnophis sirtalis is the source of this 4619-nucleotide messenger RNA. The record is from RefSeq and is a predicted model, not a curated record. Lineage: Eukaryota; Metazoa; Chordata; Lepidosauria; Squamata; Natricidae.
AAUUAAUUGAGAAAGUGGGAAAUAAUUAUCCAGAUGGUGAUAAUGAUUUAUGCAGGAAAUAUUAACAUAUAUUAGCAUGCAGGAAAAAAACUUGUCUUUUCUUUUUUAUUUAGAAUUAAAUAUAGCUUAGCAUCUCAAAUUUUACAGAUGUGAAUUCUUUCUAGAAAAAAGUAACUUAUUUUCCUAUUUAAAAAUAGCAAUACAUGUAUGCAUCAUUAUGUUUAAUUUAACUUUUAGAUUGCCUGAAAUAUCUGUACAAUGUUUGCUAUUUCUUGUGAAGAUUGGAUUCCUGAAAAUGUUGUUUUCUUAAUUGGCAAAUACAUGCAUAGUAAAUUAAACUCUGCUUAUGUGCAACUCUUUUUGCAAAUUUUAGAGCUUCUUUUAUGACUAAAACAGUCCCUUGUGGGAAUGAGCUUCAUAAAUUUCUAAUCUGGGACACAGCAGGUCAGGAGAGGUUUCAUUCACUGGCACCCAUGUACUAUCGUGGAUCAGCAGCAGCUGUUAUAGUUUAUGACAUAACUAAGCAGGAUUCAUUUCAUACACUGAAGAAGUGGGUAAAAGAAUUAAAAGAACAUGGUCCUGAAAACAUAGUAAUGGCUAUUGCUGGAAACAAGUGUGACCUUUCUGAUAUUAGGGAGGUACCUAUGAAAGACGCCAAAGAAUAUGCAGAAUCUAUAGGCGCAAUUGUUGUUGAGACUAGUGCCAAAAAUGCAAUUAACAUUGAAGAACUCUUUCAAGCAAUCAGCCGGCAGAUUCCACCUUUAGAAACUCAUGAAAAUGGCAACAAUGGAACAAUCAAACUCAGGAAACAGACUGCUCAGACAACACGAAGAUGCUGUUAAACAAACCAGAAUUGGUUUAAUGCACUUGAAAAUAGAACAAGAUCAUUUAUUUAUUGAACCACGGACUUCAGAAAGCCAACAACAUGGUACACUCUCUAAAAACAGUAGUAUCAGUAUUCUUUAUUGAUGGGAUUAGUAGGAGAGAAAUGUCCUUCCAAUGAGUUCUGCAGAAUUAUGUAGGCAAUUCAUUUGAGCAGUAAACUGGUUGAAACAAUGACUCAGAUUAUUUGAAAUAAUCUGUUUAAAUCGUUGACUAUUCUAAAGAAGCAAUAAGUACAUUUUUUUUACAAAUCUUUUUUGUAUUUUCAGUAUGUUUCACGUUACGUAUAAUUUUACAGAAUUAUAAUAUACCAUAUUUUAAUCAAACGAAGAACAUUUUAUUUUACUGAAUUUGGCUUCUAUGAUUUUUUAGAGGUAUAUUUUUAAAGGUAUAAAUGAGGUACUUACACUUCUGCAUCCAAUGCAGAAAAACAUCUAGUGACAAUAAUAAUUCAAGUAAAUGUUAAACUGUUACUUCUGCAUUGGAAAAGCAAAAUCAUUGAAAUGCAAACACUUGUAAGAGACAGAAGCAGAGGUCUGCAGAUGUUAAAUGCAAGCAGACAUUUCAUCAAAAGCCAAAAAAGACCAGGAUACACUUUCUAUUGAAUUCAUCCAAAUUUGAAAUAACUUAACAUCAAUCUGACAGUCUGAAUACAUCAGUUCUAUAUUUUUAUUUUUUCUUGUUCUUUACCUUUAGUGUAGUUAUCUGCAUCUAUAUCUUUGAUCUGCCUGUUUCUUACUUAGUAACAAUACAGAUGCAAGGUGGAGUCCAAGGAAGUUGAAAACAAUACAACCUUUUUUUUAUCCGAGUCCUUUUUGUAAUAGAUUGAGUAAAGCUAAUACCAUACCAAGCUAAUGCAAACAACAGCCACCACUCAUUAAAAGACCUCAGUACUGUCAGCCCUCCCAGAUACAUCAGAAAAGAAACACAACUAAAUGCCAUGACUCAGUUUCCAGACUGAGAAACUUCAUCAACAUAUCGCCAUGCAAUUUGGGGAGGAUCAGUACACUCCAGUUACUUGUUCAGACUGAGAAAGCUGCUUGGAUGAGGAGCAAAACAUCUGAAACCAACAAGGAAAUAAAUCCAGUUGCCAUGACUCAAUUUCCAGACGACAAGAUGAACUAAUUCUACUUUAUUGUAAGGUUACAUUAAUAAAAUCUUGCAAGUCUGAAAGUACAGUGGUACCUUGGUACUCAUUGUUAAAUGGUUUGGGGAGGCAUGACAAGUGCUAAAAAUGACGAGUGCCAAACAAGCCACAAGGCUUACCAUGCCACUCUUUGUUUCGGCCAAGAAGGAAUUCCUGUCUGUCCCCUUUCCUAUGUCAGUAUGGCAAACUUCCUGUCUGCCUUCUGCAGCUGACCUUCCCAGGUUGGCUGACUUCCUGUCCAUUCUUCACAGAUGCCCCCCUUUAACAAUCACAGUGCAUCAAGUAUUAGACAAAGAAUGAGUACUGGGACAUUUUUUUUGUGUGUGUCAAAAUGUGCUACAUAGCCAAUUUAACGAGUUUUGAAGGCAUUGAGCACCGAGGUAUCAAUGUACAUACUUCUCACCACCACUGUUAAUUCCUUGAAACAUUAAAGUGGGUUUUUCCUAAGUUUCCUUAACUGUUAAGCACUGGGGACUCCUGCCUUUCUUGUUGGAUUGUUUUCUAAAUAGCAUAUCUUCCCCAAGGUUAUUCACACAUUCCAUUACAGUAGUGAUAUAUUUUAUUUCAUACUUCCUUUAUUGUAAAUUGCAUAUAUGUUGAAGUUGCUACAUGUUUAGUAAACUAAUAAAGAUUCCAUCGUAAAAAUUUAUAAUAGUAAAAGGUGACAAAUAUUCUAUAGAUGCAUUUUUUCUAUGUUCUUAUGCAAUGAAACAAAAUCUGUCUAUAUGGUCUUUUAAGAGUCAAUCCGGAUUUGAUCAUACAUAAUUAGUUCUGCAUAGAUAAUAAUUAGUUCUGCAUAUAUGACACUGAUCUACAGGGUAGAAUCAUAGAAGAAAUAUCAACUACUUAGUUUGACUACCUGCUUGAAGUAGCAUAUUUAUAUUUCUUGUUAUUAUAGAAUUGAACGUUGAAGUUGUGGAGGCACAAAAUAUUUCCAUGUAGAAAUGAGGAGCUCAUGUUGAAUCAUAAUUUUCAACAUAAUAUGUUUCAGGGCGGCUAUAGAAACAAAAAAGUCCUUGAAAACUCUUUUUGAACGAAUAGAAUAGAUUUUCUGCGAAGAUGUUUCGAUGUUCAUUCUUCUAUUAUACAAUAUAGACGUUUAGGUAAACUGUUCUUUUGACAGUAAAAACAGUCAAAUUAAAAUAACUGCCUAAUAUAGCAUAAAAGAAAGUUGUGAUUAUCUUUUUUUGAGAAUAAUUAGUGAAUAACUUUUGGGGGAUUGAUAUUUUCUGCCAAAAUUCAUAUCCAAUUUUGCUAAGAAGAUUGACAUUAGAAAAAAUAGUAUAUUAAAUCAUUUAGGGCUCAUUCUUUGCAAAAGUUCAGCCAAAUAUUUACUUCUAUACAUAGCGCUGUGGUUUAUAAGAAAAAGUAAAUAUCUGAGAAUCAAGUUCAUACAUAAAAGUUAACAUGGAAAGAAAACAAAGCUUAGUAUCAAUAUUUUACAGAGCAACUUCAGGAGCUGUGCAAUUCAAUGAAAAGAUAACAAAAAAAUAAGGCAAUAUUGCAUCUAAUUAUGUAGUAGUAAGCCCAAUCAAUACCAUGUGACAUUUUCCCAAGUAUGUAUUCAUUCAAUUGCAGAGCUUCUGAAAUUGCCAUUGUAAAGUAUUAAUAGGAAGCUUUGUUUUCUUUCCAUUUUAACUUUUAUGUAUGAAGUUGGCAGGUUAUAUUAAUUUGAUUUCUAGUUUUGUGUUUGGUAUUGUAGUUAAGGUGAAGCAAAACAAAUCUUACUAUAAAAAUAAAUCCAAAUCUUCUUAGUUGAGUGGGAAAUGAACAUGUUUCAUAUCCCUCUUAACUGGGAGAAAAAUUCUAUAUCACAAAACAAUCCUUAACUUCAGAUUACACCUGGAUUUGCACAACAUGCUAGGCCAAAAUAUGUUGUGGAAAUGUGGUUUAUUUAUAAUUGAAAAUAUAUGAACUAAGGGAAUGGGUUAAUUUAGUAAAUUAUGUUUCAGCUAAUUACGAGUGUUGUGCGAGCAAAGCAAAAUAAAGAGACAUGGGGCCACAAACAAACAUUUCUAUCUACAAUUUCUGAGGGCCAUCCAUUAGAUUCAGAAGAAAAUUCUUGAAAAUGAACCCUCUGCACAUAUUGGAACUGGAGUAAUGUGUGUAGGGUGAAUCCCUACUAUUCAGGUUCAAUACUUGGGAUUGGUUUUAUGAUGUUCCACUGAAAAGUUUUCUGUAAAAAAAAUUAUCUAGAAUCAAUUCUUGCCUUUAAAACAAUAACGAAGGUAGAGAAAAUAAGACCCUUAUGUGUGUAUCCUGUAAUCUACCUCUUCAGAUUCCAAAAGGACUCAUAAACAGUCUUUGGAAUGAGAAUAAUUGGUAAAAUGAAAUAAAGUUUCACUUCAGUAGGUUUCAUUGCUAUUUUCUCCAUAAAUAAAGUAGCAUACCUGUUUGUGUGCUAGGUAGUAUAAGAUGGCAUGAAAAUUUAUCUUUCUAGAAAUGGCAGAAUUAUGUUACUCAAGCAAGAGAAUCAAAUUAUUUUUUCUGUUAAGUAUUCACAGAUUCACAGGUGUGCAAAAAAAUUUUUUUUGAGAGCUGUUUUGGUUAUUCCACGUAAUCAUGUUUUUGGUGCGCUGAAUCCGAAAAU